AUGGUUUUGGAGGAUUUUGAUAUGGAAGAAGAUAGCUUACCCGAUUUGAAGUUGAGUUAUCUACUUACUGAGUUGAUCAAUACAUCAACAUGUCCACCUGUGAUCAUUGCAAAUAAUCGACAGCUUCAGAAUUUUGUCGGUUUUGUUCAAAAGUGUGUUUCUACUCGAUUGUGUGUAACAUCUAAAGCCAAAGUUGAGAAUCUGAAUGAACCAGACUUUGAUCUUAACAAGUCGUCAGCUGAUUCAAGUACUGCUGAAGAGGAGGGAAACUCGGUUGAUAGGGGGAACGAACCAGCUCCUGUGUUUGUUGAGAGGCAGUGCGAGAAAAAGAAAGAAAAGAUUAGAAGAGUCAAAGUUGAUGAGGAUGCCUAUGAUGCUGAUACCAUGAUCUCGGCCAAAGAGGAUAUACAUAAUAUGUCAAAGUUUUCUCUGCUCAAUGUUGUUAAGAAGGGACAAUUGUUUGAGAACAAAACUUUGAUGAAGGCGACUUUCGAGAUAUGUGCAAUGAAGUAUAACUUUCACUACGAGGUUAUCAAAACGGAUAGACAACUUUGGUAUGUUAGGUGUGAGGAUAAUGCAUGCAAUUGGUGUGUUCGAGCAGAGUGUUUGAAGGAUUCAGCAUAUUUCAUUAUCAAAAAGUAUGUCGGUGAACAUACAUGCGCACCUUCAAGCAAAACCAAAACGGGUAAGACUGCUUCGGCCAAAACUAUAGGCAGUCUGAUUAUGCAUAGGUAUGAAGGCGUUAAGGAAGGGCCGAAAUGCAAUGAUAUAAUACAGAUUAUGCGUAUGGAUCAUGGCUUUAGAGGUAUUCUGGAGAGAAGUUAUGGAAAAAUACCGAAAUACUUGCACAUGCUGAGAGAGGCUAAUCCGGGUACACAUUCAUCAUAUGAGAUUGACAGCAAAGGGAGAUUUUGGUACCUGUUUAUUGCAUUUGGGCAAUCGAUACGAGGAUUUAACAGAGUCAUAAGGAGGGUUAUUGUGGUUGAUGGCACUUUUCUAAAGAACAAAUACAAAGGAGUUAUAUUGGUUGCAACUGCUGUAGACGGAAAUUCUAAUUUGUAUCCUCUUGCAUUCGGAGUAGUCGACUCAGAGAAUGAAAAUUCUUGGGAAUGGUUUAUGAGACAACUAAAUGUUGUCAUUGCUGAUGAUCAUCAUUUGGCUUUUAUUUCGGACAGACAUGCGGCUAUUGCUAAGGCGCUUGAGACUGUGUAUCCAACAGCCAAACAUGGUAUUUGCAUUCAUCAUUUGUUGAAUAAUGUGGUAACAUAUUACCAUGGGAAAGGACUUGUUGGGUUGGUUGCAAAGGCGUCCAAGGUUUAUAGAGUUCCUGAGUUUGAAAAGACAUUUGCUAAUGUGUGUAAUAUCAGUUCGGCAAUUGGAAAAUACCUAAGGGAUGCUGAAGUAAAAAAGUGGGCAAGAUGUCAAUUCUCUGGAUAUAGAUAUGACAUAAGGACAACCAACCCUGCCGAAUCCAUCAACUCUGCUUUGUGUUCGCCGAGAGAGUAUCCAAUCAUUCCCUUGUUGGACAGUAUCAGGGAAAUGUUGACUCGGUGGUUUUAUAACCGUAAGAAAAAGAUUUCAAAGCAUAAUCAUCCUCUCACCAAAGAUGUGGAGAAAAAGAUUGAAAGGAGGACCGAGAAAGGCAAAACAUUUGCAGUUUACCCUGUCAGCGAUGGUCGAUUGCUUGUUAGAGGUGAUAAAAUCGACUGCUUAGUUGAUUUGGAUAGACGGACUUGCUCAUGUGGGAAGUACAACUUGAUGAAGAUACCUUGUCGACACGCAAUUAAAGCUGGUUUUCAUGUUGGCACACAGCCACACACAUUGACUAAUUUGAUGUACACUAUAGAAGCUUGGCGAGAAGCUUAUCAUGAUAGCAUCAAUCCUAUUGCUGUUCCUGAGGAUGCUUGGUCCAUACCAGAAAAUGUUGUCCAAGUCAAUGUGCUACCACCAGAGUCAAGAAAAUCAGUUGGAAGGAAUAGAAAACGCAGAUAUUAA
This is a messenger RNA of Brassica napus (rape), 1995 nucleotides long. RefSeq lists its product as uncharacterized. The transcript is spliced from 2 exons. The record is from RefSeq and is a predicted model, not a curated record. Gene Ontology annotation, molecular function: zinc ion binding. The coding region runs from base 1 to 1995 and encodes 664 amino acids. Lineage: Eukaryota; Viridiplantae; Streptophyta; Magnoliopsida; Brassicales; Brassicaceae.